Manihot esculenta (cassava) is the source of this 336-nucleotide messenger RNA. RefSeq lists its product as uncharacterized. The record is from RefSeq and is a predicted model, not a curated record. The coding region runs from base 1 to 336 and encodes 111 amino acids. NCBI's taxonomy places the organism in Eukaryota, Viridiplantae, Streptophyta, Magnoliopsida, Malpighiales, Euphorbiaceae. The transcript is spliced from 2 exons.
AUGUAUCCACAGUGGUUAGCAAAUCUUGUACUAGUGAAAAAAGCCAAUGGCAAGUAUAGGAUGCAUAUAGAUUUUAUUGACCUGAAUCAGGCAUGCCACAAGGAUUGUUACCUUCUCCCCGAUAUUAAUAUAAUGGUCGAUUCUAUGACCAGUUUCAAGUAUAUGUCAUCUCUAGAUGCAAUGUCUGGAGCAACAUAUCAAAGGCUAAUGAAUAAAAUCUUCAAGGGGCAAAUAGGGAGAAAUAUGGAAGUAUAUGUAAAUGAUAUGGUGGCAAAAAUUCAGACUUUUCAGCAACACUUGGCGGACCUGAAAGAAGUAUUUGGGGUGCUGGAGUAG